GAUCCAUCUUGGUGUGUUAUUUUGUUGCCCACAUCUUAUGUUGCUUUACAGAGAGCAUAGUGUGAUUGUAGCCUCAUUUCCAUCGUCUGCAAAAACUAGUGCAUUUGAUCUACGUUGAUAAAUCUGCCUAUGAUCCGUCUCAGUAACAGCAGGGAUAGGACAAGGAGCCAGUGACAACUAAUAAAUAUACACAUCAAUUUCUUCUCGGGGGACCAUGACAUGAGCAUUCGAGGGGACCCAGAGGAACUCCCUUCCGUGAUGCCAACUGUGUUGCAAAUAGUAGUCUGUAGAAAUAGAUAGAAAAACAGUGCGUAUUCUGACUUCUAUUCUUUAGAAAUCAAGGUUUAAAUGAGACAGUGACACGACAACGUGUUUGCACAAGUAUAUACAGAGACCUACAAAACACACCCGCGCUCAUCAGUGACUAAGAUCUAAAAGUCAGUCAUUUUCGUAUUCACUGCAUCUGUCUAGUAGGGUAUUGUUCUGUAUAUUCAAUGAAAAAUCAGUCGAACGUGCAAGUGACUUGCACAAGAAAUUAGUUUUCAAUGGACCAUCAUUGAAAGGUUUCGACAAAUCCUUCAUGUGAGACUAUACGAAAUACGUUAAUGUGAUGUGUAUGUUAUGACUUGUACAACGCAAAAUGCAAUAACCCCUGUACAAAGUAUAGAAUGCAAGAUAUGUUAAAACGUCAGUAUCAAAGAAAACAGAAUCUUCUGAUAUGGUAACUUCAGUGAAGGAAAUAUUGGUUAAUGGUGUUACCAAUUAGUAACUAGACAGACAAUAAAAUGGUAAUGAUUUGGAUACCUUAAUACAUUUACAGAGAAAUGAAAAGUUCAUCUAUGUAAGCGUAUAUUCCAUCUCGCCAUAAAUAUGGACAAGAUGACACUCAUUUAAUCGACUAAAUCAUGUCUGCUGAUGCAUUCUAUGUUGUUUAUUGUUUAAUCCCUAUGUAGAUCUACUAUAUAUCCUUGUACAACCUAAAACACUUGCAUAUAAAUGUUACCUGUGCACAAAAUUUAACCAAAUUCAAUGUCAACUCUUAUAGAAUCUUCAGAUAAGUAUAUGGUGUUCUGUUCAGACCACUCGCUCUUUCGCAUUUAGGACAAAGAUACGAAGGAGAGGACUGCGAGGGUGAAGGCGUAAACUGCGGGGGUGAAGGCGUGAACUGUGAGGGUGAAGGUGUGAACUGUGAGGGUGAAGGUGUGGACUGCGAGGGUGAAGGCGUGAAUUGUGAGGGUGAAGGAGUGAACUGUGAGAGUGAAGGGGUGAACUGUGAGGGUGAAGGCGUAAACUGUGAGGGUGAAGGAACGAACUGCGAGGGUGAAGGCGUGGACUGCGAAGGUGAAGGAGUGAACUGUGAGGGUGAAGGCGUGGACUGCGAGGGUGAAGGCGUGAACUGUGAGGGUGAAGGAGUGAACUGUUAGAGUGAAGGCGUGAACUGUGAGGGUGAAGGCAUGGACUGUGAGAGUGAAGGCGUGAACUGUGAGGGUGAAGGAGCGAACUGCGAGGGUGAAGGCGUGAACUGCGAGGGUGAAGGCAUGAACUGCGAGGGUGAAGGGGUGAACUGUGAGGGUGAAGGCGUGAACUGUGAGGGUAAAGGAAUGAACUGUGAGGGUGAAGGAGCGAACUGUGAGGGUGAAGGCGUGGACUGUCAGAAUGAAAGCGUGAACUGUGAGGGUGAAGGCGUGAACUGCGAGGGUGAAGGAGUGAACUGCGAGGGUGAAGGCGUGAACUGUGAGGGUGCAGGAGCGAACUGUGAGGGUAAAGGCGUGGACUGCGAGGGUGAAGUCGUGAACUGUGAAGGUGAAGGAAUGAACUGUGAGGGUGAAGGAGCGAACUGCGAGGUUGAAGGCGUGAACUGUGAGGGUGCAGGAGCGAACUGUGAGGGUAAAGGCGUGGACUGCGAGGGUGAAGGCGUGAACUGCGAGGGUGAAGGCGUGAACUGUUAGGGUGAAGACGUGAACUGUGAGGGUGAAGGAAUGAACUGCGAGGGUGAAGGAGCGAACUGUGAGGAUGAAGGAGCGAACUGUGAAGGUGAAGGAAUGAACUGCGAGGGUGAAGGAGCAAACUUCGAUAGCUUCUUCGCGAAAGGAAUAUUUGAUAAACACUUGCACAAAUCUUCUGACACCCCCGCCCCCGAAUCCACACAUGUCCAAGGUGGAAUGACUUGAUUAUGAAGUUACACGAAUGCUGAAUGAUAAUUGUAUUUUUGUCAUUUACGUGUCUAUAAACUGUCAUUUCUAAUGGUACUCAGUUUAAUAAUUUACAAACAAUAAAUGAUUGUCCCCAGUCUCAUUGAUUUGAAAUAAAUCAUAUAUCAAUCACGUGACACAGGGCUGAUGCAGUGCAUUCUAUUCCUAUUGAAAUUCUGUGGAUCAUUGAAUCUGAAAGCAACAUGAAAACCUCUGAACAGUAAAUAAGCUAGAUAAACUAACUCUAGGAGUUUAAUCUCUUCGUUCAAUUUCAGGAUAAAGUUUUAUGAAAUUGGUAAAUUUUUGACUAUUUUCUUCCCGGAAUUGGCUCCAGAUUAUAGGAAUUGCCACCUUUUAUUAGGAGAGCAAGCCUCCGUCCGCGCUCUACCCCUCAUCGCUUCACGAGUCGAUCAGCUACAUGUACCUAUGGUAGAUGAAGGUGAACAUUUCUAGAUCCGCCUCUGAGCUAGACAUGCUCAUAUCGAAACUUCUUGGAUGCGAGGAGAUAAUGUGUAUAUACCAGUAAUCAUAAAAAAA
Ostrea edulis (European flat oyster) is the source of this 2729-nucleotide messenger RNA. RefSeq lists its product as uncharacterized. NCBI's taxonomy places the organism in Eukaryota, Metazoa, Mollusca, Bivalvia, Ostreida, Ostreidae. The coding region runs from base 1455 to 1949 and encodes 164 amino acids. The record is from RefSeq and is a predicted model, not a curated record. The transcript is spliced from 2 exons.